CUCCGGCGGACGCUGUGUCUCUCGAAGCGGCGGCGCCGUAUACGGGUGCAGCGCUGCCCGCUCCAGAGCCCAGCGCCGGUCUGGACGAGGCCUGAUGCCCAGUUCCCUGGAGGAAACGACAACUACCUAGCCAUCACGGGGGCGGCCCACCCCUUCCUGUCGGGGGCGGAGACGUUCCACACGCCUAGCCUGGGGGACGAGGAGUUUGAGAUACCACCCAUCCCCCUAGAUGCCGACCCUUCACUGGCAGUCUCUGACGUGGUGGGGCACUUUGAUGAGCUGGGCUUCUCUACUCAGUAUGGCGUGCAGGGCCUCGACAUGCCCGUGGGCAUGAACCACGGCCUCAUGGAGCAGGGCGGCGGGCUCCUGGCAGGGGGGCUGGCCAUGGACCUGGAUCACUCCAUGGGCACCCAGUACAACGCCAACCCACCCGUCACCAUCGACGUGCCCAUGAGCCCUGGGGCACUGAUGGGGCAUGGGUCCGAGCUCAGCUCCCAGUUGGGCCUGAGCCUGGGGGCGGCCCCCAUCCUGCCGCCUGCUGCCCCCUCGCCUGAGGAGCGGCUCUCCACUACACCCUCCCCCACCAGCUCCCUGCAGGAGGAUGAGGCUGAGGAGUUCAGACGGCAGCAGCAGCAGCAGACAGGGGGGGCACUGGACACGGGACGGAAGCAGAAACCUGCCAAGAAGCAGAAGAAGAAGAAGGACCCGAACGAGCCGCAGAAGCCAGUCUCGGCCUACGCCCUAUUCUUCCGUGACACACAGGCCGCCAUUAAGGGCCAGAACCCCAAUGCCACCUUUGGGGAGGUCUCCAAGAUCGUGGCCUCCAUGUGGGACAGCUUGGGCGAGGAGCAGAAACAGGUGUACAAGCGGAAGACAGAGGCGGCGAAGAAGGAGUGCGGGUGCCACCUGCAGCAGCAGCCCCCGCCCCUGCAGAUCAAAAUCCUGCCCCCACCAGCCCUGCAGAUCCAGCCCGUGGCCCUGCAGCCUGAGGAGGCCAGUCCUGAGCGGCCCAGCCCAGAGCCUCAGGGCUCCCCGGAGCCCGUGGAGAUGAUCACGGCUGAUGUGGUGCCCGAGGUGGAGUCCCCAACGCAGAUGGACGUGGAGCUGGUGUCGGAGUCGCCCGUGGCGCUGUCGCCGCGACCCCGCUGCGUGCGCUCCGGCGCCGGACCUGGGGACGUGUUCCUGGCCUGGCUGGCUUCCCGCAAUUCCAACAGCAGCAGCGUGGUGUUUGUGAAGUGA
Molecule: messenger RNA, 1239 nt
Organism: Pelodiscus sinensis (Chinese soft-shelled turtle)
Lineage: Eukaryota; Metazoa; Chordata; Testudines; Trionychidae
Source: RefSeq, a predicted model, not a curated record